AUGCUUGAUACGCGCACGCGUGACACCCGCCGCUCACAGAUGAUCUCGCAUUACUCUAGAGCGGUUAAAUCCUUAGGCUUUCUUUUACCUUUUUUCCCCCUACCUGUUUCUUUUCCUUUUAUUGAUUUCUUAUUUUCUUUCCUUUCUUUUCUUUUUCCUUUCUUAUUUUCCUUCCUUUCUUUUCUUUUUCCUUUCUUUCCUUUCUUUUCUUUUUCCUUUCUUAUUUUCUUUCCUUUCUUUUCUUUUUCCUUUUUUCCUUUCUUUCCUUUUUCCUUUCUUAUUUUCUUUCCUUUCCUUUCUUUUCUUUUUCCUUUCUUAUUUUCCUUCCUUUCUGUUCUUUUUCCUUUCUUUCCUUUCUUUUCUUUAUCCUUUCUUAUUUUCUUUCCUUUCUUUUCUUUUUCCUUUCUUAUUUUCUUUCCUUUCUUUCCGUUUUCAUUUCUUUUUUCUUUCCUUUCUUUUCUUUUUCCUUUCUUAUUUUCCUUCCUUUCUUUUCUUUUUCCUUUCUUUCCUUUCUUUUCAUUUUCCUUUCUUAUUUUCUUUCAUUCUUUUCUUCUUCCUUUCUCAUUUUCUUUCCUUUCUUUUCUUUCCUUUUUCCUUUCUUAUUUUCUUUCCUUUCUUUCCUUUUUCCUUUCUUAUUUUCUUUCCUUUCUUUUCUUUUUCCUUUCUUAUUUUCUUUCCUUUCUUUUCUUUCCUUUCUUUUCUUUCCUUUUUUCCUUUCUUAUUUUCCUUCCUUCCUUUUCUUUUUCCUUUCUUUCCUUUCUUUUCUUUUUCCUUUCUUAUUUUCUUUCCUUUCUUUUCUUUUCCUUUCUUUUCUUUUUCCUUUCUUUUCUUUCUUUCCUUUUUCCUUUCUUAUUUUCUUUCCUUUCUUUUCUUUUUCCUUUCUUAUUUUCCUUCCUUCCUUUCUUUCCUUUCUUUUCUUUAUCCUUUCUUAUUUUCUUUCCUUUCUUUUCUUUUUCCUUUCUUAUUUUCUUUCCUUUCUUUCCGUUUUCCUUUCUUUUUUCUUUCCUUUCUUUUGUUUUUCCUUUCUUAUUUUCCUUCCUUUCUUUUCUUUUUCCUUUCUUUCCUUUCUUUUCAUUUUCCUUUCUUAUAUUCUUUCAUUCAUUUCUUCUUCCUUUCUCAUUUUCUUUCCUUUCUUUUCUUUCCUUUUUCCUUUCUUAUUUUCUUUCCUUUCUUUUCUUUUUCCUUUCUUUGCUUUCUUUUCUUUUUCCUUUCUUAUUUUCUUUCCUUUCUUUCCGUUUUCUUUCUUAUUUUCUUUCCUUUCUUUUCCUUUUCCUUUCUUUUCCUUUUUUUUCUUAUUUUCUUUCCUUUCUUUCCGUUUUCCUUUCUUAUUUUCUUUCCUUUCUUUUAUUUUCCUUUCUUAUUUUCCUUCCUUUCUUUUCUUUUUCCUUUCUUUCCUUUCUUUUCUUUUUCCUUUCUUAUUUUCUUUCCUUUCUUUUCUUUUUCCUUUCUUUUCUUUUUCCUUUCUUUCCUUUCUUUUCUUUUUCCUCUCUUUUUUUUCUUUCCUUUCUUUCCGUUUUCUUUUCUUAUUUUCUUUCCUUUCUUUUCUUUUUCCUUUCUUUCCUUUCUUUUUCUUUUCCUUUUGUUUUUUUCUUUCUGUUUUCUUUCCUUUUUUUUUCUUUUCUUUCUUUUUUUUUUUUUACUUUUUUCUUUCUUUCCUUUUUUUCCUUUCUUAUUUUCUUUUUCCUUUCUUUUCUUUUUUCCUUUUUUUUUUUACUUUUCCUUUCUUUUUUUUUCCUUUUUAUUUUCCUUUCUUUUCCUUUCUUAUUUUCUUUCCUUUCUUUUCUUUUUUUUCUUAUUUUUUUUUUUCCUUUCUUUUUUUUUCCUUUCUUUUUUUUUUCUUUUCUUUUUUUUUCUUAUUUUUUUUUUCCUUUCCUUUUUUUUUUUCCUUUCUUAUUUUUUUCCUUUCCUUUCUUUUCUUUCUUUUUUUUUUCCUUUCUUAUUUCUUUUUUCCUUUCUUUUUUUUCCUUUCUUUUUUUCUCCUUUCUUUCCUUUCUUUUUUUUUUCCUUUCUCAUUUUCUUUCCUUUCUUUUCUUUCCUUUUUCCUUUCUUAUUUUCUUUCCUUUCUUUUCUUUUUCCUUUCUCAUUUUCUUUCCUUUCUUUUCUUUCCUUUUUCCUUUCUUUUUUCUUUCCUUUCUUUUCUUUUUCCUUUCUUUCCUUUCUUUUCUUUUUCCUUUCUUAUUUUCUUUCCUUUCUUAUAUUCUUUCCUUUCUUUUCUUUUUCCUUUCUUUCCUUUCUUUUCUUUUUCCUUUCUUAUUUUCUUUCCUUUCUUAUAUUCUUUCCUUUCUUUUCUUUUUCCUUUCUUUCCUUUCUUUUCUUUUUCCUUUCUUAUUUUCUUUCCUUUCUUUCCGUUUUCCUUUCUUAUUUUCUUUCCUUUCUUUUCUUUUUCCUUUCUCAUUUUCUUUCCUUUCUUUCCUUUUUCCUUUCUUUCCUUUCUUUUCUUUUUCCUUUCUUUUCUUUUUCCUUUCUUUUCUUUUUCCUUUCUUUUCUUUAUCCUUUCUUAUUUUCUUUCCUUUCAUUUCUUUUUCCUUUCUUAUUUUCUUUCCUUUCUUUAUCAAAAUUCCUUUUUACCUCGUAUAG
Acanthosepion pharaonis is the source of this 2577-nucleotide messenger RNA. The record is from the annotation of a GenBank genome assembly. NCBI's taxonomy places the organism in Eukaryota, Metazoa, Mollusca, Cephalopoda, Sepiida, Sepiidae.